AAGAGGAGGAGGUAGAAACUUUCAGAAUGAAAAAGGAGGAAGAGGAGGAUGUUACAGUGAAAAAAGAGGAAGAACCUUUUAGCGUGAAGGAGGAAGAAGACGUUAUGGGAGUGAAAGAGGAGGAGGAGGAGACCGAAGAUCUGAUUAACACCAAAGAGAGACCAGACUCUCACGCUGACAGCGGGAAGAGUCCUUUAGGGGAAGCAGCCCCAACGACGUCCAAACCAGCAAGAACACACCAAUGCUCCCAGUAUGGAAAUGGAUUUGGACAGUCAGGGAAUCUAAAAGUGAAUGAAAGAACACACACUGGAGAGAAGCCAUAUCAAUGCUCCUGGUGUGAAAAUAAAUAUUUAUCAUUAGGGGACCUGAACUCACAUGAGGGAACACACUCUGCAGAGAGGCAUUUCCAAUGCUCCCAGUGUGGAAAGAGAUUUAUCCAGUUAUCGCAUCUGAAAGAGCAUGAGAGAAUACACACAGGAGAGAAGCCUUUCCAAUGCUCUCAGUGUGGAAAGGGUUUUAGACACUCAGGGCAUGUAAAAGUGCAUGAAAGAACACACACAGGAGAGAAGCCUUUCAACUGCUCCCAGUGUGGAAAGGGUUUUAGGUACUCAGGGUAUCUAAAAGUGCAUGAAAGAACACACACAGGGGAGAAGCCUUAUCAAUGCUCCCAGUGUGAAAAUACAUUUUUCUCAUCAUGGGACCUGAAAUCUCAUGAGAGAACACACUUAGUAGAGAGACCUUUCCAAUGUUCCCAGUGUGGAAAGAGAUUUAUUCAGUCAUCACAUCUGAAAGAGCAUAAGAGAAUACACACAGGAGAACAACCAUUCCAAUGUUCCCAGUGUGGAAAGACAUUUACCCAGUUAGGGAACUUGAAAACACAUGAGAGAACACACUUAGUAGAGAGGCCUUUCCAAUGCUCCCAAUGUGGAAAGAGUUUUACCCAGAAAGCAAGCCUGAAAAGGCAUGCAGGAACACACACAGGAUAGAAGCCUUUCCAAUGUUCUCAGUGUGGAAAUACAUUUUCCCAGUCAGAGGACCUGAAAUCACAUGAGAGAAUAGAGAGGCGCUGUGUUCUGACUUGUGUUUU
Molecule: messenger RNA, 1087 nt
Organism: Coregonus clupeaformis (lake whitefish)
Lineage: Eukaryota; Metazoa; Chordata; Actinopteri; Salmoniformes; Salmonidae
Product: gastrula zinc finger protein XlCGF17.1-like
Exons: 2
Coding region: 27-986 (319 amino acids)
Biological process (GO): negative regulation of transcription by RNA polymerase II
Molecular function (GO): DNA-binding transcription repressor activity, RNA polymerase II-specific
Source: RefSeq, a predicted model, not a curated record